Molecule: messenger RNA, 2448 nt
Organism: Gallus gallus (chicken)
Lineage: Eukaryota; Metazoa; Chordata; Aves; Galliformes; Phasianidae
Gene: EIF2AK1
Product: eukaryotic translation initiation factor 2 alpha kinase 1
Exons: 14
Coding region: 57-1637 (526 amino acids)
Biological process (GO): protein phosphorylation
Molecular function (GO): protein kinase activity; ATP binding
Source: RefSeq, a predicted model, not a curated record
GUACAGAGGCGGGCAGGUGCCGGCGGCGGGGGAAGGCCGCGAGCGCAGCGCCGGGCAUGUGGCGGGGUCGGGAGGUGCCCCCCAGGGCCGCGGCCCAUCGCCCGCCGCCCGCCAUCCAAUUCCCUGAGGAGAGCCCGGAGCCGCGCUUCGACGAGUCGGACGUGCCGGCAGAACUGCGAGUGGCCAAUGGGUCACAGAAGUUUGUGAAUUUCACUUCGACCAUCCAGAACCAGCUGCUGCUGGUGUCGCUGCUGGAGCACCUGUGCCACAUGUACACACACAACCUCGUGCACUCGAGGUGCUUGUUCCGAAUACUUCGACAGGCUUUCACGAGAACAGGUUUGCUCUCCCCUUUUGCCUUCUGUGAUGAAUUUAGUACUGUAAGACUGCAGCAUAAUAGAGCCAUUACUGAGCUAAUGAAAGCAGCUAACCGACAAGUGCUUAAUGGGGAGCUUGAUAAUGGAGAUUCUCGUGCAAUUGGGGAAAAAGAAGUUCUCUUGGAAGCACAGACAUCACGAUACUUGAAUGAAUUUGAUGAGAUUGCAAGAUUAGGAAAAGGAGGAUAUGGCCAAGUAUACAAGGUCAGAAACAAGUUAGAUGGUCAGUUCUAUGCUAUUAAAAAAAUCAAUAUUAAGAAGGCUACAAGAAGAGAUUGCAUGAAGGUGCUACGAGAGGUUAAAGUGCUGGCUGGACUGCAGCAUCCUAAUAUUGUGGGCUAUCACACUGCUUGGAUGGAACACGUUCAAACAGCUUGCCCAAAAGAUAAGACAGUAUUGAAGUUGCAGUCAUUACCCUUGGAACAGGAGAGUGGAGAUGAUCACUGUCACAUUCAGAGUGUGGAAAGUGGUAGUUCAAUUAUUUUUGCUGACCUUACUUCACAAGAAGAAAAGUCUGGUGACAGUACAUGUCUUAGAAAUCCAGAUGGUGAAUCAGUGCAGAAUAUGGAUGUAAGGAAUGAUUUCACUAACAGCAAUAGUAAGGAAAUAUGUAUGAAACCAAAUAGAUGUGAAUUACCCAUAGAACUACAAGAAGACUCUGACAGUAGUGUUGACUGUAGAUCAACUGAUUUAAAACAUGAUUCAUCGUACGACCCACCCUGUAGUCUGGAUCUAGAUGCUAGUGCUGGAAGCAAGUCCUGCACUGAAGAGUGCUCUGGGAAUGAUGUAGCUCUCUGUGGAGAGUUUGAGGUGGAGUAUCGUUUGAUGCUUUAUAUACAGAUGCAACUGUGUGAACUGUCCCUGUGGGACUGGAUUGCUGCCCGUAACAAAAGAUGCAAUGAGAGAACAGAGGAUGCUGCUGGUCUGUACCACCUUGUGGAUGUCAGCUGGACAAUGAAAAUUUUUGAAGAGUUAUUAGAAGGAGUGUGCUAUAUCCACAGCAUGGGAGUGAUGCAUCGAGACAUUAAACCCAGAAAUAUCUUUUUGCAUGGAUCAGAUCAUCAAGUUAAAAUAGGAGAUUUUGGAUUAGCCUGCAAAGACCUCCUUUGGGAUGAUGCAGACCAGUGGUUUCACACAGAAAGGAUAAAUGGACUGACACAUACCUCAGGUGUGGGGACUUGCCUGUAUGCUUCACCAGAACAGCUGCAGGGGUCUGACUACGACUUCAAGACAUGUACAGCUUGGGUGUUAUCCUGCUAGAACUCUUCCAGCCAUUUGGAACAGAAAUGGAAAGAGCAGAAGUUAUAACAAAUUUAAGGAAUGGCCACAUUCCUCAUAACUUCUGCAAGAAAUGGCCUGUUCAAGCCAAGUAUGUAAAACUUCUCACCAGUCAGGUAUCCACAGAAAGACCAACUGCUGCUCAACUUCGUGAAAGUGAGCUGUUUCAUACCACAGAACAUGUAAGUACUGCCAAUAACAUCAGCUUUCACAGGAUAAAAAAUAUGAAAACUGAACUGCUUUGUAACAAUCCCCGUACUUUUCCUGUCUGUAUUGUGCCUAUUUUUUAAAACUUCAAGAGGAUUGCGUGAUUGAGAUUUUUAUUCCCUAUUACAAUAUUUGGGCCACUGUUUCCAGGCUCUUCUAAAGGAGACAAAUAGCCAUUAAGUACAGGUAACUUAGGACUGGACACUUGAUUUACAGACAGAUUGAGGUUUUUUGUCAGCUCUGCAGUCUGUUAUAAUUAUCCCUUUCCUUGCCAGCCAUGUGAUCUGUGGUGCUGCAGAAUCUUACUUGUAAUUGACUACGAAUGUGCAAAUAGACUGAUGAGGAUUUAUCCCUGCCUGUAAAUAAAUCAACUGUCUCACAUCUUCAGGUUAUUUCUAAUCUACAGCAAAAGGUGAGAGAGCAAGAAGAAGAAAUAGAAAAACUGAAAGAGAAACUAAGACUGCUUUCUACUGGACAAGAUGAACAUAUGAAACAAGGUUCUCCGGUUUAAGUACAGGAAGAACACAACUAUUGUAUAUUAAGUUAUAGAAAACAGGGUUUUUUUACAUAAAAAUAGUUCAGUGCA